AUGAGAAAUUCCAAUAGUACACCUUACGCGGUUUAAGUUUUUGACACCAAUUUCUUUUAAAGCAGAAAAUUUGAAAUUUAACAACAUUUCUAACUCUUAAGUUAAGUGGAAAUAUCAAAAAAACUAUUAACACCCUCUUUUAUUAUUAUUAUUUUCUUCCUCUAACAAUCAUGCAAUAUUAAAUACAUUAAAAACUUAAAGCUGAUGAGAUAGAUGAAUUGA
Messenger RNA from Tetrahymena thermophila SB210, 222 nucleotides. RefSeq lists its product as hypothetical. The transcript has a single exon. NCBI's taxonomy places the organism in Eukaryota, Ciliophora, Oligohymenophorea, Hymenostomatida, Tetrahymenidae. The record is from RefSeq and is a predicted model, not a curated record.